AUGACUAAUUUGCACAUUCAGAAAAAUGCCAUGUUAAGCAAGACUGAUGAGGAGUGGCAGGGCGGGAUGGUGGAGGUUGCCUCCCCCUGCCACGGGGCCAGCAUGCAUAUAAAAAUCCAGAGCUGCACCGAGCAGGCAGAGAGGAGAAGACGAUCGUCCAGGAUGAGCAGCUUGACCAGAGGAUUUCACAGCUUCGGGCUGCUUUGGAUGUUGGUCCUUAUGGGGCUAACGUGUGGGCGUCAAAAACCCAUUCUCGUCCUCCGGGUGGCGGGCGGAAAGAACGUGCGGCGUGGCGAGUGGCCAUGGCAAGUCAGCCUCCAGUACAAGGGGCGCCACAUCUGCAGCGGGACCCUCAUCGAUGAGCGGUGGAUCCUGACCGCGGCGCACUGCUUCUUUAAGGAUAGAAAACGAAUCUGCCCUGAGGAUUGCCAGGUGGUCCUGGGCCAGGUGAAACUGACAGCCGAGAUGAGGACAGGGGUGGACCGCAAAAUCUCCAAAGUCAUCCUCCACGAGGGCUACAAGGAGGGGUCGGUGCAGAGCGACAUCGCCCUGGCGCACCUGGACAAGCCCGUCAGCUACAGCGGGGACAUCUCACCCAUCUGCCUGCCCUACAGUGACCACCAGUUUGCCUUUGGGACGCAGUGUUGGCUGAGCGGCUGGGGGAAUAUUGCCUCCGAUGUCAGCCUGCCAGAUCCCAUGAUCCUCCAGGAGAUGACCGUGGAGCUGCUGACCGCCGACACCUGCAAUUGCAUCUAUAGCAACUUACGGAUCAGGCAGAUCGUCAACCCAGCCCUGCCCAAGACAGUCUGUGCCCUGAGUCCCAACCACCGGGCGGGCCCUUGCCAGGGUGAUUCCGGCGGCCCUGUGGUCUGCCUGGAGAAGGGUCAGUGGUUCCAGGCAGGAAUUAUGAGUGCUGCUCUCAACUGCGGCCGAUUCGUUGGACCGACCAUCCUGACAGAGACAAGGUCCUAUGCCAGCUGGAUCCAGAAUCAUGUCGAAGGGGCCAGCUUUGCAAAUCAGAUCAAGCCCGUGGUGAAUACCUCUGACAAGUACUUAUGCACAGGAUGUGGGGUGAUGAAAGAGGACUCAGCUGGCCGUGGGGCAGAAGGGCCCUGGCCCUGGUAUGUGAGCCUGCGGCACAGGGGGAAGCACGUCUGCGGGGGCACCCUGGUUGCCGAGGACUGGAUCCUGACGGCGGCGCAGUGCUUCAUCGGGCGCCAGGAAACGGAGGGCUGGGAGGUCCUGCUAGGGGAGACGCUGGAAGGAGGGCAGCAGAAGUGGCAAGAGAAGCGAGCCCUGCAAAGCAACACCCUCCAUGCUGCCUACAUUAACAUGACGGAGGGUUUCGACAUCGCCAUGGCUAAGCUGGCCCAGCCUGUAGUGUUCGGCGACAGCAUCCGCACCAUUUGCGCCCCCUAUUCCACCCACCAGUUCCCCUUCGGCUCUACGUGCUGGACCCGUGGACGGAGGACUGACGGGGACAAGCCGUCCGGUUCUUUGGGUGGCGUGGAGGUAAAGCUUAUCAGCUCCAAGAACUGCAACUGCAUCUAUGACAAGAACAGCAACCCGGGGAGUAAAGUCCCCAUCACCGACUCCAUGAUGUGCGCCAGACCCCACAAAAGCAGCAUGCGCUGUGAGGAAAGUGCUGGAGAACCACUGGUUUGCAACCAUGAGGGGAUGUGGUUCUUGGCAGGCAUCUCCAGUUUUGGAAAGGGCUGCGGGACUUUGGUCCACCCAGGAGUUUACACUUCAGUCCAUGCCUACCAGGAGUGGGUCAUGAAAACUGGCUCAACUACUUACUUUGGUGUGCAAAAGACGCCUCUCCCCGUGGUCCAUGAGGAAGACAGCUGCACGAAUGCAUCUCUUCCAGAAGUGGGACAGCUGGAAUACGAUGCAUAA
Varanus komodoensis (Komodo dragon) is the source of this 1899-nucleotide messenger RNA. It is a transcript of the gene PRSS53, whose product is annotated as serine protease 53. Lineage: Eukaryota; Metazoa; Chordata; Lepidosauria; Squamata; Varanidae. The record is from RefSeq and is a predicted model, not a curated record. Gene Ontology annotation, biological process: proteolysis. Gene Ontology annotation, molecular function: serine-type endopeptidase activity.